Messenger RNA from Rubroshorea leprosula, 849 nucleotides. The record is from the annotation of a GenBank genome assembly. Lineage: Eukaryota; Viridiplantae; Streptophyta; Magnoliopsida; Malvales; Dipterocarpaceae.
CCUGUACUUGCUCUUCUGUCUCUUUAUCAUUAUCUUUCCCUUUCUAAUUCCCUUUCGAGCUCGAAGAAAAUGGAGACUAGAUCCGAUGGAUCGAAUUCAGACAAGUCGGUCCAAAUGCUGUGGAGCUUAGAGGACAGGAUUUCUGGAAAUCCUAGGUCUUAUACAUGUUCAUUUUGCAAGAAAGGCUUCUCAAACGCACAAGCGCUAGGAGGUCAUAUGAACAUCCAUAGAAAAGACAGGGCCAAGCUUAGAGUACAAUCUUCGGAUGAAACCAUGCUUUCCUUGGACGUUGGGAUGGGGAAUCAAAUUGAUCAUUCCCAGGUUUUUGAAGACAAGGAUGUAACUUAUUUAUUGGAAUCCAUUACAAAAGGGAAGAGCUCGAGUUCUAGUACUACUCCUCAACGGUCAUGCAGUACUCUUUCUAGUUGCAAAGAAGAUCAGGACACUAGUAUUUUGCCUAGUCAAGCUGCUAUGGGGGAGGUUGAUCAUCAGCAGCGACCUUUGUUUCUAGAUGCAACAUCCACAGACGAUGAUGGCAAGACAAGCAAUGAUGGUCGUAACGACCGGAUGGGUUUGGACCUUGAGCUUCGGUUAGGGCUUGAACCUCAUCAGGAGACAACAACAACAAAGAGUACAAUAGAGUUCUUUUGAGUUAAUUUACCCAUUUGAAGCCUUCGUGGAAGCUAAAUAAAAGGUUUUCCUCUAUUCUCUUUCCCUUCUUUCAUUUUCCUUAUGAUAGGGUUACAUAAAAAGUUCAACAAAAGACAUAAUUAUCAGAAUGAUCUAUAUAUAUUUUUUCUGGUACCUCCAAUUUUUUCUAUCAUAUACCAAUCAAUGGAAUUUCUGGAA